This is a messenger RNA of Penicillium coprophilum, 1146 nucleotides long. RefSeq lists its product as uncharacterized. The transcript has 6 exons. Bases 1 to 1146 code for a protein of 381 amino acids. NCBI's taxonomy places the organism in Eukaryota, Fungi, Ascomycota, Eurotiomycetes, Eurotiales, Aspergillaceae. The record is from RefSeq and is a predicted model, not a curated record.
AUGUCAGCUCAAGGUUCAAGUGUCGCGCCACGUCAACGACGCACCUCCCGGUCCACAUUUUCCAAGCAUGACGCAUACGGGCAUUUCCCAUUCGUCCCAGGUGUGGACCACCAUGCAAGUCGCUUAGAUCAUGUUCAGCAGCAGGACCUACCCGACUACGACCAAACAUACACCAAUGAUCUAUCUCCAGCCCCCAUAUACCAGCAACUUGCCAAGUAUCGUGUGGGUGAUGGCGUAUACUCAAGUUCGGGUGCAGAAGCAGUAGCAAAUGUCAAGGCGAGCAGUCAUUCUGAAUGGAGCCCGGGCAUGAAGUAUGAGGUAGCCCGAGAAACCAUCGGGCACAGAACCGGAUGUGCAAGCAUAUCCGACAGUAGCGAAGCCACCGCCUCAUCAGGAAGUGAAGCAUCCAUUUCCAGGAUUCAGGUCAAUGACUUGCAGGGAUUGGGUCUCAGGGAUCAUCCAGCCUCGCAUAUGGUGCUGCCCUAUGGGGCCAGCAGUCAUAGUCACCGAAACGACCCCGAUCUGGGGGAUGUCCAACGAGACUAUGACAAGGAGGUACGAAAGUCAUUGGAGCCAGCAUACGUGAUCCCUGGCAGUAGCAGCGAACGUGAGACGCUGGACCCUCGCUACAAAAGGCAGAGCGAUCCUCGGAGAUUUUUCCGAGUUGGCAGGGUCUUUUCCAUGCUUUGGCAUGAGAAUGCAGGCUGGCAUGGAACUGUACUCAACGAGAAAGUCUCUCACCCAUCAGCAAGCCCAUUCACCAAGGGAAAGUAUCAAGAGCCCAUAUACAGUAGUAUCCGACGCAUGGUAGUGGUUAAAGAGCAGCGGGGCUGCUGCUGGUGUGUACCUAUCACUACUUAUAGUGGGCAAGGUGUGGCCAAGGCUGGCAUUGACCGAAGCAAACAUGCUGUCAUUCGUAUGCGCGGUGAUAGGCCUCGGACUGUACAGGCCGAGCCCCGGAUGGUCAAAGAGCCUCUAGAGGUCGAUCCUGCCAGGCCUGAUCAGAAGCUGGACUGCAUGUCAAGAGUGAACUUUGGCAAGGUUUAUACCGUCGAGCACAACGUUAAAGUCCUCUCCGUGGGCAAGAUCACGGAUGCGUCUCGGGCGAGAUUCUUAGAAUACGCUCAGAGUGAGUUUGUCAGGUAG